Protobothrops mucrosquamatus (brown spotted pit viper) is the source of this 2667-nucleotide messenger RNA. RefSeq names its product Rho guanine nucleotide exchange factor 1 (gene ARHGEF1). The record is from RefSeq and is a predicted model, not a curated record. Gene Ontology annotation, molecular function: guanyl-nucleotide exchange factor activity; G protein-coupled receptor binding. Bases 52 to 2667 code for a protein of 871 amino acids. Gene Ontology annotation, biological process: G protein-coupled receptor signaling pathway. Lineage: Eukaryota; Metazoa; Chordata; Lepidosauria; Squamata; Viperidae. The transcript has 24 exons. Gene Ontology annotation, cellular component: cytoplasm.
GGACACCCUGACUCAGCUGCUGGGACCCUCCUUCCCCCCCAAGGGGGCAGAAUGGAGUUAGAGGAGGGUUACAAUGGAAGCUCAGCACUGGGAGCUCAAGGAGGCGUGGCUAUGUCCAUCAUUGGCGCAGAAGAUGAGGACUUUGAAAAUGACAUUGAACCUUUCCAGCACCCGGACGCUCAAACCGGCUUGUUCCAAAACCUGGAGAUCCUGAUGAAGCACCCUGCCUACUUGAUGGUCUUCAUACAACAUGUGGUGUUGCAGUUUGAUUCAAGCCCUGUGCUCUGUUACCUGCACGUGGACCUCAUCCUAAACCGCCUUGGGCCCAAGGAAUCCAAGAAGCAAUUUGUGGAUUUUUGCCACGCCUUCUUAGACAAAACUGGGCUGCUGAGAGUCCCUGUUCCAAAUGCUGUGCAGUUUGAACUGGACCGAAACAGACCUGAUCUCAUCCCGGAAGACCAACUGAAAAAAUAUUUGCAGGACAUCCAAUCUUUUCAAGCAACGGAGAUCUCCCAGCAGUUGGAGGACUUCAGGGAGAAAAGGAAAAUGGGAAUGACUCCAGGAGAGAAGGAGCUUUUUGAACUGGAAGGCUAUCGGACCAAGGACAAAGGCAUCAGAGAGGCCAAAGAGAAACAGCUGGCGGAGCAGCUGUUGGUCAAACUGGAGGAGAUGCACCUCACCAUUUCUGCCGACGAGGAAAAAAGCUCUGCCAUAUUUACCGCCAUUGUCACGUAUAUGAAGCAUCUGGGGGUUAAGACGAAGACAGCUGAUAACAAGAAGUCCAAAGCAAACUUUUUCCGCAAAAAGAUUUCAGGGACCAAGAAACCAGAGGAAGCUCUCAAACCAAAAAAAGGCUUCAGCAUUUUGGACCCAGCCCGCUGGAACCGUGGGGAUUCCCAUUGUAAGUACGCAAAACAAACUCGGGGAUUUCCCCCAGCUGAGAAGACACCAGCCGUGGACAAAAAAACCAAGCUAACAGAAGGAACUUCCGGGCGGAGCAAGGGAACCCCUUUGGCGCAGGAUCCCUCUGGUGUGUCUGUCACUGUGCAUCCCCCACCUGGAGAGAGCAAUGACGGAGAACAGGGAUUGGACAGUGCGGGUCUAGCUGAUUCAGGAGAUUCACCGGUUGCUGAGCAAUCUCUGGCUGGAGAGCAGCUCUCGCUGGAUGAAAGCGCAGAAAAUGAAAGUUUGGAGCCUGGAGGGGCCGGGGGAGGGGAACCCCCGCCGUCCUUUCUGCUUCCCCAGUCUGAGGAGUUUGAGCCGCGUGUUUCGGAACUGGAACAGGACCCGCCAAACUGGCGGGAGCUUGUCCCCCCCGACACCCUCCUCAGGCUGAAGAAAAGUGAAGUGAAGCGGCAAGAAGUGAUCAACGAACUGUUUAUCACAGAGCACGCCCACAUGCGGAUGCUCCGGGUGUUACUUGAGGUUUUCUAUCAACCGUUGUUGACCGAGGGAUACUUCACGGACAGCGAACUGGUGAACAUUUUUCCCAGUCUGGAAGAUCUUAUCGACGAACACAAACUGUUUCUGGACAACCUGAAGAAGCUGAGGGAAGAAAAUAACUUGAUUGUCUCCGAAAUUGGAAGCACUCUGCUGGCUAGAUUCGAUGGGUCUGAAGGAAACUGGUUUCAGAAGAUCUCCUCCCGGUUUUGCAGCCGCCAAUCUUUUGCAUUAGAACAGCUGAAGGCAAAGCAAAAGAAAGAAGCUCGUUUCAACCAGUUCAUUCAGGAAGCAGAAAGUAAACCUCGAUGCCGGCGAUUACAGUUGAAGGACAUCAUUCCUAUUGAGAUGCAGAGGCUAACCAAGUAUCCGCUGUUGCUCCACUCUAUUGCCAAAUGCACUGAGGAGGCCGAGGAACGUCAGAAGGUGGAAAGGGCGGCCGAGUGCUGUCGUCAGAUCCUCAACCACGUCAACCAAGAAGUGCGUGUUAUGGAGAAUUUACUGAAACUCAAAGAUUAUCAGCGGCGUUUGGACCUCUCCAACCUUAAACAAAGCACUGAUCCUCUGCUGAGUGAAUUUCGGAACACAGAUAUCAGCAAGCGCAACCUUGUGUACGAGGGACCCCUGACGUGGCGUGUUACCAAGGAUAAAUCAGUUGAUGUCCACGUCCUCUUGCUGGAUGAUAUCUUGGUUCUUCUCCAGAAGCAGGAAGAACGCCUGGUCCUCAAGUGUCACAGCCGCACAAUCACCCCAACCCCCGAUGGGAAACAAAUGCUGUCCCCCAUCAUCAAGCUCAACUCUGCCAUGACCCGCGAAGUGGCCACAGACAUCAAGGCUUUCUACGUGAUCUUCAGCUGGGAGAACGGGGCUCAGAUCUACGAACUGGUGGCUCAGACGGUGUCAGAAAGGAAGAACUGGUGCAACAUCAUUAGCGAUACUGCCGGGUCACUGAAGCUGCCCACUUCCAAUAACAAACCUCGGCUUUCGGUAACAAGCCGGACUUCACCCCAUAGUCCCAGCUACUACCCAGAGACCCUUUUGGGUGGAGCAGAAAAUGGAAGCCCCCUUAAGGAGGCACUGCAGUCAGAGGGUAAGGAGGAAAGUUGGAGGAGGGAAAAAGGAGAAGAUGGGGCAGAUAACCUGCAUUCUUACCUCGUCAAUGAAAACCACUCUGUUGGGGUUGUCAUUUCAGAAAAAUCAGCGUGGUAUGAUUUACACCAGGGGUGA